UCCUUUUAGCUGGGUGGUAAAUGAGCUGCAGUAGAGCGCCAGGUCGAUUAUUUCAGCACAGGUAGCUAGCUACACUCUGAUGAAAUCAUCACGUUUGGGCUCCAGGUGGAUUUUAGAUGCGAAACCGGCGCACCGGCGCACACACGGCUCACACUCGCACCCGCGCCACCGAACCCCGUCGGGCUCUUCCCCGCUGCUCUCUCCGCUGCUCUCCGAAUGAGCUCCAGUCCGCUUUCCAACGGCAAGCAGAUGUCGGACAACCAGAGCUGGAACUCGUCAGGCUCUGAGGAGGACCUGGAGACGGAUCCCGGACUUCACGGCGGCGGCGUGGCGGAAUUCAGCGGCGUGCUGAGCAAGUGGACGAACUACAUCCACGGCUGGCAGGAUCGCUGGGUCGUGCUGAAGAACAACACUCUGAGUUAUUACAAGUCUCAGGAUGAGAGGGAGUACGGCUGCAGGGGCUCGCUGUGCCUCAGCAAGGCCGUCAUCACGCCCCAUGAGUUUGACGAGUGCAGGUUGGAUAUCAGUGUUAAUGACAGCGUGUGGUACCUGAGGGCUCUGGACCCUGAGCACCGUCACCAGUGGAUCGACUCCAUCGAGCAGCACAGGGCCGAGUCCGGUUAUGGCUCUGAAUCCAGUUUAAGGAGACAUGGCUCCAUGCUCUCUCUCACCUCAGCUACCAGCGGCUACUCCGCCACCUCCACCUCCUCUUUUAAGAAGGGCCACAGUCUCCGAGAGAAGUUGGCCGAGAUGGAGACGUUCAGAGACAUCCUGUGCAGACAGGUGGACACGCUACAGAAAUAUUUCGAUGCCUGCGCAGACGCCGUGUCCAAAGACGAGCUGCAGAGGGAUAAGAUUGUGGAGGAUGAUGAAGACGACUUCCCUACCACUCGCACUGAUGGCGAAUUCCUGCACAACCACAACGGCAGCAGAGAGAAGCUGUUCCAGUCUCUGAGCACUAAGGGCCUCAAUGGGAUUGAUUUUAAAGGUGAGGCCAUCACGUUUAAAGCCACUACAGCGGGGAUCCUGGCCACGCUCUCGCACUGCAUUGACCUGAUGGUGAAGAGAGAGGACAGCUGGCAGAGGAGACUGGAUAAGGAGACGGAGAAAAGGAGGAGAGUGGAGGAGGCCUAUAAAACAGCAUUGUCCGAGCUGAAGAAGAAAUCUCAUUUCGGAGGCCCGGACUACGAGGAGGGCCCGAACAGCCUCAUAAACGAGGAUGAGUUCUUCGAUGCUGUGGAAGCCGCACUGGACAGACAAGACAAAAUAGAGGAACAGACUCAGACGGAAAAGUCUCGGAUACAGAGGCCAAGCCCGAUGCCUUCCGGAGACAUCUAUUCCACGAUAGGCACCCACCGAUUUGCCGAGAAGCCCCCCACUCCGCCCUCCUCCCCUCUAUCCUGUGACGUAGUGCUCAGUCCCGCUCGUCAUCAUGAGCACAGGUUCAGUGCUGAGGUGGAGGAGAUGGUACAGAAUCACAUGACCUACUCCCUGCAGGAUGUGGGCGGAGAUGCGAACUGGCAGCUGGUGGUCGAGGAAGGAGAGAUGAAGGUGUACAGGAGAGAGGUUGAGGAGAACGGCAUCGUGUUGGACCCUCUGAAAGCCACACAUGCAGUCAAAGGGGUUACAGGUCACGAGGUGUGCCAUUACUUCUGGGAUACAGAAGUCCGCAAUGACUGGGAAACUACCGUUGAAAACUUCAACAUAGUGGAGUCGUUGUCAGAUAACGCCAUAAUUAUCUACCAGACCCACAAGAGGGUGUGGCCUGCAUCACAGAGAGACGUGCUGUAUUUGUCAGCGAUCCGUAAAAUCAUGGCCAGCAACGAGAACGACCCCGACACGUGGAUUGUGUGCAACUUCUCUGUUGAUCACGACAACGCCCAGCCGAGCAGCAGGUGUGUCCGUGCCAAAAUCAACAUCGCUAUGAUCUGCCAGACGCUGGUCAGUCCACCGGAAGGCAACAAAGAGAUCAGCAGAGACAACAUUCUGUGUAAAAUCACAUACGUGGCCAAUGUAAACCCCGGUGGCUGGGCCCCUGCGUCUGUCCUGAGAGCCGUAGCCAAGCGAGAAUACCCCAAAUUCCUGAAGCGUUUCACCUCCUACGUGCAGGAGAAAACUGCCGGCAAGCCCAUCCUCUUCUGAGAGCUCAGAUCGUCAGUGUACAGCGCCCCCUCUCUACACUCCCAGCUACUGCGGCCCCGAGGAGGUUCCUCUCACUGCAGCCCGUCCUCUUCCUCCUUCUCCUCUACCUCCUCCUCCUCCUGAAUGUUCAGACCCUCGGCUGCCACCGGAAACAACCCACAUUACCCACAAUUCCCUGCAGCGGUCCUCAGUAUAGACGCCCCGUAGGCUUUAAGCAGUCCCAAGGCUUUAACCCCUUCAGCGCUCUUGAGAGGACGCGUUGCCAAAUCUCAACAUUCGUUCUGUAUUUUCAGCAGAGAUAUAUAUUGAUAUUAAAAUAUAUGUAUGUAUGUAUGUAUGUACGUAUGUGAGAUUUAAAGAAAAGGUUUAUUUAAUGGAGCCAAAACACAGAAGAACGCCUUGUUUUAGUUUCGCUUUUUGUCUUCUUUUUCUUUCUUUUUGGACUAGAUUUUUUGCUGCACUUAACUGAUUGAUCCCAGAAUUCACUGCUUUCUUUCCCCCCCCAUGCUGCUAAUUUAAAGUAGAAAAAAAACAAACAAACAAAAAAAGAAGCUUGGGUCAGACAUUUCACCAUCCGAACGUUUGUAAAUGAACUCUGAGAGGGCUGUCAUUGACCUAUGACCUACAACAUGACCCAUGAACUUUGCCUUUUUGUCUCGAUCUCUUUGAUGAAGCCCGGAUACUGGUGCUGAAGAGGAGAUCGUUUUUCUUUCUGAUGUUUUGUUGUUUAAUCUGUCUCUGAAAAUCUGAAAUCUGUUUUUAGUUGUACUUGUGUAUGUCAGAGACACGCUGGCGUACUGUAGCACAAGUAAGAAUCAGUAGUGAUAGACAAAAGUGGGAUCUUUUUAAUACGACAAGGAAACGCUUUACAUCUCGAUUACUUGUAUAUAAUUUCUAAUUAUUGCUUCAAGUGCGUGGGAUUGCUGUCAGCCAAUGCUUUUUGCGUGAUUCAUCCGACUCCACAUGCCUUAGAGACGGGGGGGAGAUGAGUGUAUGUUUGUGUGUGUGUGUGUGCAAACAAGAAGUAUGAUGAAGUACAGACUCAACAGAUCUUGUUUGCGAGUGUGUGUCUGUGUGGUCGGGAUGAUCCGAGGUGUCCGACGUGCGUCUAAAUCAUUAGUGAAGUGCCUCAGUCUAAUCACAUGACCUGUGUGUUGCUGAUGCGAGGUUCCUCCUUUUCUAAAUAUGAUCUCAAAAACAGAGGGGAGUUUAAAAAAAAAAGUCAAGCGUCUUUCAGCGAUUACACUAUAAUGAUGUUUGAUAAUGAUCUGAUAUUUCACUUUUUUUCUUUCUGAAUUCUUAUUGAUCAAACAUUGGGCCUCAUUUAUCAGUCUUUCAGUGAAGUUGAGUGUUUUCGUAGGCCAAAUGGAACUGAAAGUUCCUACAGUUUGUUUUCCUUCUGCUAAUUUUCUGCGCAUGUUCAUGAAUGCCAAUCAGUACAUUUGUAAAUUACCAAGCACACUCACAGCACAGCUGAUUUACAUUUAGUGAGGCCAACAAAUCUCACAGAGAGCUGAAAGCAACAAAAUGGCGACUGAGCAGUGAAAGAGCGCCUCCUGAGUGUGAAAUGUGCUAAAUCUUCCGGUAAUGCAGCUCAGCCUUUGCAGAGCAUCAGCUACCACAGACACACACCAACUCUUUCUCCUUUUAAAGGGUGCCAUUACUUUUGUCCUAAUUGAACAGUGUCGUAUUUGUUAUAAUUUAAGGCUUUAUUCUGGAAUCACUUUUUUCAAGUCAUUAAUAGUAAAAAUCACAGUUGUUUCACAAAAUUGUCGUACGCACAAUUGAAAUAGCGAUUUAAACUUGACAGCGUAAUACGUACAUAAAAUUGUAACUCGCAACAAUUAUGCGAUUUGAAGCCGAUCAAUCGUUUCACAUUCAUGAGUGUCCUUGUACGUAAUUUUUCACAAAUUUAGAAGCGGAACGUAGGAUAUGAACAUUUUUCCGAACUAAAUAGAUUUUCAGGAAUACCGCUCAUCCUGUGUAAAUGCUCCUGCGAACGAUUUUACGAAUAAAUUCCUUCAUAUCCGAUAAAUGAGGCUCAUUGUUUUUUGAUUUUGAGAGGAAUGCCAGCCAUUUUUGUUUUCGUCCAACAGAAAGGCGAAAAUCACCUUAAAGGUGAAAUUGAUGGAAAUCGAUGAUUUUUGUUUAUAGCGUUCCUCUCACUGUUUCCGUGUAAAGUUUACACCGAUCUAAUGAACACCGUUAAUACGGAGAGCACUCGAGUCACGACCCCGAAGUUGAGCUCUAAAGCUUGCUCUUUAAGAGGCAGAGGACUGUUAAUGAUGGAUGUUGAGGAAAACAUUGGCCCUCUUUUUUUCGACUCAACACGUGGCUGCUCAACUCCAUUCCCCUCGGCUGUUUCGUUACUUUUUCUUUUUUUUUAAAUCCGUUCAAUCAAAUCAAUAAUGAUGUCCAAUCAACUUAUAUGAAAUACUUGUAUCUGCAUUUAAUCAACAGCAGAUUGGAGGGUUGGUGGUGCUGUGACAGGAAACAGCCUAUCAGGAGUGGAGUUUUGCACCCCAAUGAAAUGAGUGUGUGUGUGUGUGUGUGUGUGUGCGCGCGUGUGCUGAAGAAUCAGACGUCUAAUCCCAGUAUAGUUUGUUAUUUGUUGCAUUUGCACUGAAUGUAAUGUAGUUGGAAUAAAACAAAUGUUUCUGUAAAUAAAAUAGUUACACUAACAGUGUCUGAACGGAAUGAACGGGGAAAAAGAGAGAAAAUGCAGCACUUCUGUUGAGUGUUUAUACAGAAAUAAAGAGAAAGACGUCUUA
Molecule: messenger RNA, 4913 nt
Organism: Pangasianodon hypophthalmus (striped catfish)
Lineage: Eukaryota; Metazoa; Chordata; Actinopteri; Siluriformes; Pangasiidae
Product: ceramide transfer protein
Exons: 18
Coding region: 217-2142 (641 amino acids)
Biological process (GO): ER to Golgi ceramide transport
Cellular component (GO): Golgi apparatus
Molecular function (GO): phosphatidylinositol-4-phosphate binding
Source: RefSeq, a predicted model, not a curated record